Aspergillus novofumigatus IBT 16806 is the source of this 312-nucleotide messenger RNA. RefSeq lists its product as uncharacterized. The record is from RefSeq and is a predicted model, not a curated record. The transcript has a single exon. Gene Ontology annotation, molecular function: protein binding. Lineage: Eukaryota; Fungi; Ascomycota; Eurotiomycetes; Eurotiales; Aspergillaceae. The coding region runs from base 1 to 312 and encodes 103 amino acids.
AUGGCAGAUGACCAGUUUGCCUUAGCUUUGAUUUCGGGAAGAGCACAUCUGAACAUUCAGGACAACUCAUGCAAGACUCCCUUGCAAUAUGCUUUGAUGGAGAAGAGAGUAAACAUGGUCAGAGAACUCCUUAAGCAUGGUGCGGACAUCAAGUCUAUUCCAUCGGAUCUUUGGCUGGCGCUUAGGAACAAAGCAUCGGAUUAUGUCCAGCUUAGUCAAAUGCCUAGCGGGCAGAAACACACAAUGGAGCUGAUCAAUGUCAUGGAAAAGGGUCCUUGGAUACCCUCUGCUGGGGAGCGCAGAUUAUGGUAG